AUGGACAACCGAUUUAAUACACUUGAAACGGCAAUAGCCAAGAUCACCGAUCUAUUGAAUAAUAACAGUAGCAACAACAACUUUUCAGAGAACAUCUUUUCAGAGAGAAAUACAUCCAACCACCACAAAUCUUCACUUCAUGCCAAUGUUUUCGACGAGUUAAAAUCCACAUCGAAGCACAUUGAUCUUCCGUGUUUUGAUGGAACCGAUCCUAUUGGAUGGAUUGCGCGUGCUGAGCAAUUUUUUCUUGUACACCACACGAAGGAAAACUUCAAAGUUGCCUCCGCAUUCAUCUGCAUGGAAGGAGCAGCACUCCAUUGGCUUCGAUGGCUCCAGCAACAAUCUCCAAUGAUUAGCUGGGAUCAAUUUAAGGAAGAACUCGUUGACCAAUUCGGCGGGGACUUAGCAGCAAGUCCCAGCGAACGCUUGGCUGCCUUACACCAAACAGGAUCUCUGGAUGAUUACGCCAAUGAAUUUCGAGCGAGAGCAGCCCAAGUCCCAGGCCUGGAUUCACAACUUCAGCUAGGGUUUUUCUUAAAUGGACUCAAGGAAGAAAUAAGGGUCCGAUUGCGCCCAUAUGAUGUGCUCGAUCUACGAACGGCCAUGAAAGUUGCUCGGUCUGUUGAACGAGAAUUGGAUUUCUUAAAUUCCAAUUCUGGAAGAUAUACUACUGGGUAUGGUUUAGGCUUCCAACCGAGGCCCAUUAAUCCUUCUCGUUUUGAACCACCAAAACUAAACAGCACCUUAACAACCGGCCAAAAUAAGAAUUCUGCAGCCCAAUACAAGCCCAAUGAUCACUUCAAACUACUUCCAGGCGGCACAGGUUCCUCCUCUUCACAACUACCGCGACGCAACACAACACAGAAAAGUAGAGUGGCACGCCAAUACUCCCAUCAAGAAUAUUUGGACAUGCGUGCGAAGGGGUUGUGUUUUCGCUGCAAACAACCUUACAGCCCGAUGCAUGAUUGCCCUCAAAAAUCAUUAUGCGCUCUCAUCGCAGCAGAAGACGAGAUCACUGAUAUCAUCUCCGACUUCGGACUAGAAGAAUCCCAACAACAUCAAGCAGAAACCAGUGAAGCUCAGCUCCAUUUUCUAGAUCUACCUUUGACGGCGAUAGGUGGAAUAGAUGGACCACGGACAAUGAAAUUUUCAGGUCAUGUGUACGGUGAACCAGUGACUAUUAUGGUAGAUAGUGGGGCAAGCCACAACUUCAUCUCAACCAAACUUGCUCAGAAAAUUCCCCAACCAGUAGAGCAGACAGUCCGCUUUGGGGUUCGCUUAGGAGAUGGCAGUCGAGCAACUUCAACAGGGAAGUAUAGCAAUUUACCAAUUCAACUUCAAUCAAUCACGAUGUCAUUAGAUUGCUAUAUAUUUCCUCUUGGAGGUAUUGACAUCAUUCUCGGCGUGGCAUGGCUCCAAACAUUAGGCGAUAUCAAAGCGAACUGGACAAAAAUGAGUAUUGAAUUUUUGCGGGAUAAUGAAGAGAUUUGUCUAUUAGGGGACCCAUCAUUGUCACGUGCCCCUAUCUCUUUGAGCUCAUUUCAACAUAUGGACGAUGACAUCGAUUACUGCCUCUUGCUCUGGCAGAUUACAUCAUCAACAGAAACGCGUUUCUCAAAAGAGACUUCGGCCCUCAAUUCCUCAAGCGCUCAGGAUUUGGCAGCCAUUUCUGUUCCCACAUGGAUUGACUGGGAAAAACUUGAUUCAGCCGUCCUCGAGGAUGUGGAGUUACGGGCAAUCAUCGAGCAACUUCGACUGAAUCCAAAUAGCCAGCCACCAUAUCAGCUCGUUCAUGGAAGAUUAUUUUACAAAGGUCGAAUUGUCAUUCCUGCUACUUCACCAUGGGUGCAACAACUCUUGGACGAGUUUCAUUCCACCCCAACAGGAGGCCACUCAGGUGCGUACCGUACAUAUCGCCGAUUGGCAGCUAGCGUUUAUUGGCGAGGCAUGAUGAAACAGGUACAAAAAUAUGUUGCUGACUGCCUAAUUUGCCAAAGGAAUAAGUAUGAAACGUUAUCACCAGCUGGAUUGCUCAAUCCGCUCCCUAUUCCUAAUAACAUCUGGGAAGAUAUAUCGAUGGACGUCAUCACAGGCCGAACUCCAUUUGAAUAUGUGUAUGGCAGGCCACCAUCCACUUUGCAUCAGUUUAUGCCGGGGGAAUUCAAGGUUGCAGCCGUUGCGGAGGAGCAUAAUGAUAGGGCAGAAUUGAUCAAGCAGCUGCACUUUAACCUCACUAAAGCGCAACAACGGAUGAUUAACACUGCCAAUCGCAAGAGACGACCCUUAGAAUUUGAUGAGGGAGAUCAAGUUCUUUUGAAACUUCGGCCCCAGCCAGACCUCUAUGGCAAAUCGAGUCAAUCAGAAGCUGGCUGCAAGGUAUUAUGGCCCAUAUCGCAUUCUUCGAAAGUUGAGCCCCGUGGUUUACAAGUUAGAAUUACCUGA
Striga hermonthica is the source of this 2442-nucleotide messenger RNA. Lineage: Eukaryota; Viridiplantae; Streptophyta; Magnoliopsida; Lamiales; Orobanchaceae. The record is from the annotation of a GenBank genome assembly.